This is a messenger RNA of Mytilinidion resinicola, 1335 nucleotides long. RefSeq lists its product as uncharacterized. The record is from RefSeq and is a predicted model, not a curated record. Lineage: Eukaryota; Fungi; Ascomycota; Dothideomycetes; Mytilinidiales; Mytilinidiaceae. The coding region runs from base 339 to 1184 and encodes 281 amino acids. The transcript has 3 exons.
CUCUCACAGAAUGCGCAGAACCGCUGCCCCCAGGCCUGUGAAUGGGCUCGUUCGACGGCUCGCCUGACCUGCAGCGGCGGGCGCCAUCCGCGAAGACCUCUUAACGGCCGCUUUCUCACCCUUCCUCGCCUGUCCAUCAAGCUUCAUCGCAGCUCCCAUCGCGACCCCUCCGCCUCUGCUGUCCGGUAGCUCUGUGACGACGCCCUGUGCAGCUGUACGCCCCUCCAGGCCGAACGCCGAUAUCAUCGCCGAUAUCAUAGCCGUGCGAUAGCGAUCACGGGUCUAUCUUCCGCAGAAAUCCCGCACCAUAUCAGUUCCUCACCAACGACGCAACCACCAUGGCGAGAUUCUUCAUCCCUAGACAUUGGCGCAUGCACAAGAUCAUCUGGGCGCUUUUGAUCCUCGAGUUUCCCUUUACUGUCGCCGUUCUAGCUCUGACCGGUAUAGCAUCACCGAAUCUGUACCGCACCAAGCUCUGGCAAGAAGGCGGGGACCUUGGGUUCAACAGCGACCCGACGACGAUUCUAUACGCCUAUGCCAAUUACCGACCCGUCCACAUCCCGCUCGUAUGGAGUUCAUUUAUUACUCAAUUCAACCUCGUUGUUGGCGUAUUGAGCAUGUUCAUACACCUGACCAAGUUCACCAUGUUCAUCCUACAUGUCUUCUGGCCUAUCAUUUCUAUGCUUGUCCACUUCCUGCUCAUAGGUCUGUGGUCGUACAGCAUUUACGCGCAGACCUCUCCGGACACAAUCGACCCCAAUCGCCAGAAUCACGGUGCUCCGUGGUAUAUCACGAAAAACUGCAACAUCGCGUCAACCCACUCGCUCAAAGGAUACUGCAUGCAAGCGAAGUCGACUUUCGCUGUUAGCGUUGUGAUGCUUACGAUGUUCGUUAUUCACGCCCUCGUCAGCAUCUGGUCCAUGAUCCCCUCUAAGGAACAGAAACUCGCGCACGCUGAGAAGGAAGCCGAGAAGAAGGCCGAGAAGGAGAAGUGGUCGCCUGUCGAAGAGGGUAUGACCGCUGAACAGCAGUGGCAGCAUAUGUGGGAGCUGCAGCAGUUGCCGCGGACGCCCGGAACAGCCGGCGGAAUGAAGAGCCCGAUGACGCCUCGGACACAAGCGUUCAACAGCCUCGGCGGGGGCCUACCUCUGAGGGAGCAUGAAUAUCAGCCGUUUCCGCGGUAAUGAGCAGUUCAAUUUAAGACCGGCGUAAAUUUUGGGAUGACUUCGGAUGAUAUCAGGGACGGAAGCAGGCGCAACUUUGGGCGUUGGCUGGCAAUUGCAGUCUUCAAUAUCUGUUUGAAAGAAAUGAGUUUCGAAACUUUCCUAUCAUGAG